This is a messenger RNA of Porites evermanni, 1878 nucleotides long. The record is from the annotation of a GenBank genome assembly. NCBI's taxonomy places the organism in Eukaryota, Metazoa, Cnidaria, Anthozoa, Scleractinia, Poritidae.
AUGCUGAAAUCAGUAGGGAUCCAAACACCUGACUUCUUUGGUCUUUGUGACCAGUACACUCAGACCGAACCAGGUCUUUUUGAUGGGGAAGCCUGGUUCUUUAACACUGAAGAAGAACCAGGCAGUGAAAAUGAGAGUAUUGAAAAUGUAUCCCCUCACAAAGCCUUAUCUUAUAUCCCCUCUAAAAGUGAUGAAAGUGUUGAUGAUGAUGAGGAAGAAGUUUCAAUGGCAGCACCAUCAAAGUUGAAACCUCAAACUCCCCAAAAUGACACCAAAUUCCUAGUAUUUAUGGAACAAUUGGAUGAUCUUUUGCAUCGAUUCCCUACAUGUGGGGCAGUAGUAAGCAAAAAAAGAAACGUCCACUCGGGAAGUCAACUGUGUGUUACCCUAGCUAAAAUGUAAAAGUGGGCACAUAAAAUUUGGAAGAGUCAACCCAUGCUCAAAGGGAAGGCUGCUAAGUGGAGCAACAUACACAAAAAUAGCAUCUUUAUCUGAAAUUUUUUACUGGAAAAUUUUUAGUGAAAAGACAUUUUACAACAUUCAAAACAUGUACUUAUUUCCUGUGAUUAAUGAGGCUUGGGAGGCGGAACAAAAUUCUGUUUUCAGUGAGCUUGAAAUUGAAUACCUGUGGCUGUCUGGAGAUGGUCGAUGUGACAGUCCCGGACACAGUGCUAAAUAUGGGACAUACACCAUGAUUGAUCAACUAAGUGACUUUCAAAUUGUUCAGGUUAGUGAGGUGACCAGCAGCAACGCAAUGGAAAGGGAGGGGUUUAAAAGGUGCAUGGAAAAUAUUCAUGACAGAGGAGCUAACAUAAAAGUAGUCGCCACAGAUCGCCAUGUCAGUAUACGGUCUGACAUGAAAAAGAAUUUUCCGCAUUUGCAACACCAGUUCGAUGUUUGGCAUGUGGCAAAAAGUAUCUCCAAAAAACUCACAGAAAAGGUUAAGAGGAGGCGUCGCUGGUUGCACUCAAUAUUGAGAAAAAAUUUCAAGCCAACCACUGGACACCGAGUAUGUAGCUUGCAUUUCAAAGGAGGAAAAAAACCUACAUGAACAAUGUUCCUGUUAUUUUUCCUUCGGCAAAAUCUCAUCCCAGGUGGUCACCCGUACCAAGGAGAAAACUAAUUGUUAACAAAUCUUCGACAUCCAACUAAGAGAUGCAGCCUUCACCUAGUUUACCAGCUUCAACCACUACAUCAAAGACUGAUGAGUCCGAGCGUGAUUGUCAAGAGAUUGGACGAUUGAGAGAAGAACUGGGAAGGGUUUUACAUUUAAAAUGAUCGUUGGAACGGGAUCUGUCUAUCCUUAAAUUUGGUUUAAAGUGUUUUAAAGAAUCAGAAAAGGAUAUGAUCUACACUGGCCUGACCUUUGGUCAGUUUGUGGCAUUACUCAAUUUCCUAAAUGCCUAUGGUAUUUGUGAUCAUUUAAAUUACUUGGGCUCUGAUUAUGCUAAGGUACAAUUACCUGAUAUAGAAAAGAAGGGACAAAAGCGCUUCUUAGAGCCUGAUGACGAGCUUUUUCUGACAUUGUGUAGAUUGAGGGUUAAUAUGCCAGAGAAAGUACUGGCUGAUAACUAUAAUAUUAGUGUAUCGGAGGUCUCAAGGAUUUUUGCUACCUGGCUCGACUUACUUUUUUCAAGGUUAAUUCAACUUCCUGUUUGGGCUACGAGAAGAACAGUUGAAGAAACAAAGCCUGAAGUUUUUCAGCAGAAAUACCAACACACAAGGGUCGUCCUUGACUGUACCGAAUUAUUCAUUGAAAAGCCCUCAUGUUUCCGUGCACAAUCUGAAACUUACUCUUCAUAUAAGUCCCACAAUACAGCCAAGGGUCUUGUUGCAAUAGCAACCCCUUGUGUCAGAUUUGUAUGGAGGUCAUUGUAG